GUGGCGGAACCCGAGACAUCGCUUGUGUUCCGAGGCACGCUUUCCCGAUGGCCAGCUACGAAGAGGUGAGCGUGUCCGGCUACGAAGAGUUCAUGCAGGUGGUGGAACAGCACAGUGGCAAGACCAUUUUCGCCUACUUUUCUGGUUCUAAGGACGCCGAAGGGAAAAGCUGGUGCCCAGACUGCGUGCAGGCUGAACCAGUCGUGCGAGAGGGGCUGAAGCGUGUUGGUGAAGGAUGUGUGUUCAUCUACUGCCAAGUAGGAGAGAAACCUUAUUGGAAAGAUCCAAAUAAUGACUUCAGGAAAAACCUGAAAUUAACUGCAGUGCCUACACUACUUAAGUAUGGAACACCUCAAAAACUGGUAGAAUCUGAGUGUCUUCAGGCCAACCUUGUGGAGAUGUUGUUUUCUGAAGAUUAAGAUGUGCUGAUGGCAAAUUGUGUCUAUUUCCUGAUUUGCUCUACUAUAAAAGAAACUGUAUACCUGCUUUGAAUUCAUGUUAACAAGUAAAUUAAUAAAGGAUGAUGUAAAAGAAAUCAGUAUAUAU
Messenger RNA from Budorcas taxicolor (takin), 546 nucleotides. It is a transcript of the gene TXNDC17, whose product is annotated as thioredoxin domain containing 17. Gene Ontology annotation, molecular function: protein-disulfide reductase [NAD(P)H] activity. The coding region runs from base 48 to 419 and encodes 123 amino acids. The transcript is spliced from 4 exons. Gene Ontology annotation, cellular component: cytosol. The record is from RefSeq and is a predicted model, not a curated record. Lineage: Eukaryota; Metazoa; Chordata; Mammalia; Artiodactyla; Bovidae.